AGUGGGACGGGCAAAAGCGGGUCCACCCUGGUCCCGGUCCGCACUCUGAAUGAGCGCUCCGAUCAGACCAGGUGGAACACCGCGCGGCGCGCACGGACGCACGGAAAAAUAAGGAUUCCGGCAACGAAUCUCCACGGAGUUAUUGUUUAACUGGUUUAUUUUAAACUUUCUCAGGUUAAAUAAGACCGUCUGUUUGACCCAGUAAAUCCAUAAAAUAGUCAUCAUGAUCAGAAGCUCAACCAUCUGCCUCGUUCUUCUCCUGUCCUGUGUUUGCUGGGCUCAACGUAAGGGAUCAAAAAAGCCAAAGCAAGUUGUGCCAGACAUAGAGUGUGAUGUCAGAGCAGGAAAGAUUAAUCUCCCAGAAUUCAUCGUCAAAUGUCCUGCAAAGUGUAAGGAGACCAAGCAACAAGUGUAUGGAACACAAGUGUUCGCAUCCAUCUCCAGCAUCUGUAACGCAGCCAUCCACAGCGGAGUCAUCACCAACUCAGGAGGAAAAGUGAUUGUGAAGAAGAUGGCUGGACAGAAUAUCUACAAAGGCAGCAACUCCAACGGUGUUCGCUCAUUGUCUCUGCCUAAGUGGAGGGAGUCUUUUGUUGUUUCAGUGGGGAAGCCUAAGAAAGGAGUGAUCUACCCAUCAACGCUGGAUUACGUCCCUUCAAGGCCAACUUACGUAAAAACAAGUCAAAAGGAGGAGUUCACCAAAGCAGUGCCUACAACAACCACACCUGAACCCACCACUACAACCACCCCUGAACCUACAACCACCACCACCACACCGGCCACCACCACGACCACCACAACAACGCCGCCGCCGCCACCGCCGCCCACUACUGCAAAGGCUCGUGCUGCUGUCCACAAAAUCAGGGACACAGGCAGCAGUCACCCGUACCUGGCCGCUGUGGCAGCCGCAAGUUCAAGAAAGACACAGACUGGUCAAGGAAUGAGUUCCAGUCAAGUAUUUAGAGGAAGCGCCUAUCCAAAUCGAUUCCCACAACGUACCAGUGCAGGUCUGCGCAGACCAGAGGCAGGGUCAGCAAUCAGGAGACAACCAGCUGCUCCGGUUGGUUCAGCAGUUAACAGGGUUCAGCCAGCCCCACCAGCACGGACACCAACCACGGGACAGUCCAACCCCUCGUUUCCCAAAAGGGACUGGGCGCCACCCUCCUUUUCUCGUCCAGAUUGGGUUCCUGGAGCUAGACGGCCGACAGAUGUUAGUUAUGCAGCUCCAGACUCAGGAUACACUUGGAGUGAAGUGGACACACCUGAGAUCACAGCACGUGAUCACAGGACUGAUAUGUCAGAGUAUGAACGCUGGUAUUAUAACUUUGGACCGAACCCGCCCCGCUCUGACUCAGAUGGUGCCCCCAAAGCCCCACCGGAUCCAAGCCGUGCGAGAGCGGAGCCCGUGGAUGUGUGGAAGACAGACGCAAACAUUUAUGAAUCAGGCUUCAAUUUGCGAGAGCAGGAACCUGUACCCAGAGCACCGGAGCCCGUGACACAGGGAGACCCAAACUGUAAGGUGGACUUGGCCUUCCUGAUGGAUGGAAGUUGGAGUAUUGGAAAGCGACGCUUCAAGAUCCAGAAGGACUUCCUGGCUGAUGUGGCUCAGAUGAUCAACGUGGGUGUGGCUGGACCCAUGAUGGGCAUUAUCCAAUAUGGGGAUGACCCUGUGACUGAGAUCAGCCUGAAGACCUUCUCCAACUCCAGAGACGUAAAAUCUGCCGUGGAUAAGAUCGUCCAGAAAGGAGGCUUGUCCAACGUGGGAAAAGCCCUCUCCUACAUCAACAAGCAGUACUUCAGCGAUACCAAUGGCAACCGAGGAGGAGCUCCCAAUGUGGCUGUGGUGCUGGUGGAUGGUUGGCCCACAGAUAAGGUGGAGGAGGCGUCUCGACUUGCUCGGGAGUCUGGCAUCAACAUCUUCUUUGUCACCAUCGAGGGCCCUGAUGACAGUGAGAAACACAACCUGGUUGAAACCAACUUUGUAGACAAGGCGGUGUGUCGGACAAAUGGCUUCUUCUCCUUGCCCGUGUCCAGCUGGUUUGCCCUGAGGAAGGCCGUGCAACCGCUGGUGAAACGGCUGUGUGACACUGAUCGCCUGGUGUGCAGUAAGACCUGCCUCAACGCCAAUGACAUCGCCUUUGUCAUUGAUGGCUCUAGCAGCGUGGGAACUGGCAACUUCCGCACAGUCUUGCAGUUUGUGGCCAAUGUUACACGGGAGUUUGAGAUCUCCGACACCGACACUCGUGUCGGCGCUGUGCAGUACACCUAUGAGCAAAGAUUGGAGUUUGCCUUUGGGCAAUACAACAACAAGGCCGAACUGCUAAACGCCAUCAAACGCAUCAACUACUGGAGUGGCGGCACCAGCACUGGUGCUGCAAUCACCUAUGCAGCUGAGCAGCUCUUCAGCAAAUCUAAACCCAACAAACGCAAGAUCAUGAUUGUUAUAACAGAUGGCCGCUCCUAUGAUGACGUCAGAGCACCAGCACUGGCUGUCCAUCGCCAAGGUGUCAUCGCCUACUCCAUCGGCAUCGCCUGGGCAGCCCAAGACGAGCUGGAGUACAUCGCCACCGACCCCGACAAGGAGCACUCCUUCUUCGUGGAUGAGUUCGAUAACCUGUACAAGUUCGUACCCAAGAUCAUCCACAACAUCUGUCAGGAGUUCAACUCGCAGCCCAGAAACUGAGGACGACAGCACAGACAUGCCAAAGGAGGCUCACCACAACGAUUAAACAUAAAGGCAAUCAUUGUGUUGCUUAGAGGGCGGUGAUGGAUUAGAGCAGGGAGGGUAUCUGAAUUUAGUUGAAGAAUCUUAACAUAAUUGAUUCAUAAAUAUACAAGUCAUGGUCAUGGUAAAGGGUUCAUAUGCACGUUGGCUCUUCCACAGUGAUGUCUAAUAGUAAACUCUGGCUGUUCACUGUCUGCGCCACAGAGAGAACAUUAUACUACUAAUCAUUUAAUGAUUAACGUUAAGCUACCUUACUGGGAUAUGGUGCUGUAGAUCUUAAAUACGCCAAGCAUUUCCGCUUAAGGCCUAACACACUUCAUAUGGUGCUUUCUUUACAAUUCUCUGUAAAGAGGACAUACAUUUUAGAACCUGUGCAUUUUGAUCUUCGUAAUAGGAGAGACUUGAUCACAGGGACAUUGUUAAAGUUCCUCACAUAGACUACGGUGCUGAUAUUAUGGUGGAUGCAGAAUGUCAUCAUACCCGUGGGAUUUUACAUGCUUUAAUUUCUUGAUGCCAUUUACAAACAAGAGUAAUCAGGAGAUGACAUAUCCCCCCGGUCCCCACAAAUCAGUAAUACAAAGUGUCGGGAAUAUGAAUGAAAUUGGUCAGUUGGUUCUUGAGAUAUCGCACUAACAAGGGUGGCAAUGCCAAUAUCUUUUUUUUUUUUUUACUUUUUUUUUUUAAAGAAGUUUUAUGGCAUACAUAAACAACAAACGUCUGCAGGCACAGGAGUACAAACAAAAAGAUAUUUUUUACAGUUCGUCAACAUUGUCAGUGUCCUUGGAUUGUACAAAACAGUCCCAUCUUUUCCAAUACUUUUCUUUGUGUUGUUGUAGGUGAAGGCGGAAUGUUAUAAGUUCCAUUGUUCUUAUGUGUGUCACAAUUUGUAUUAGGAGAGACAUUGAAGGAAUGUCUUUUUGAGCCAACACUUAGUGAUGGCUUUCUUUGCCGCAACAAGAAUAAUCCUUAGUAGGUACAAGUCCAUUUGACCUAAUCCUUUUGGAGAGACACAGAGGAACAAUGAGCAAAAUGACAGGUCCAAAUGAAUACCCAGUACUGAGUGAAUCAUACUUAUUACCUCCUUCCAAAAACGAACGAUGGCAGGGCAUGACCAAAAUAUAUGAACUUGAUCUGCUUCGAUAGAUCUACAUUCCCUCCAGCAAGAGAACUGAAUUCCCAUGACUUUUGAUUUCCUAAUAGGAGUAAUGAAAAAACGAACUAAACUUUUCCAGCAGAAGUCUCUCCAGAUAGGCGAGUUUGUUGUACAAUUUUGAGACUUCCAUCCCUCCAACCAGAGUUCUUCUGGUAUUUCAACUUUCAAAUCUUUAUCCCAUUGUUUUUUCACAUGAAGGUACAUUUCGUUAUUAGUUGAAUUCAGAAUCUUAUAAAUUCUUCGUACAAUUUUUUGUUAUUACACCCUUUGUAGAUAUCAACAAAGACCUGAACUAGGUUGGAGGGAUUUCCAGAUGAGACACAUUGUAUUUCCUUAACCAAAUAAUGGCGUAGUUGGAGAUAUCUGAAAAAGUCAUGUUUACCAAGACCAAAUCUGAGUGAAAGAUUCUGGAAACUGUCCAUCUGGCCUUUAGAAAUGAUACUGCUAAGGACUCUUAAACCUAAUUGGGACCAUUGUUUAAAUCUAAAAUCAUGGACUGCUGGUGCAAAGUGUGGGUCACACAGUGGCCAUCCCAGGAUUUUAACUUGUCUUUGGAGA
Thalassophryne amazonica is the source of this 4436-nucleotide messenger RNA. It is a transcript of the gene vit, whose product is annotated as vitrin. The transcript has 23 exons. Gene Ontology annotation, biological process: extracellular matrix organization; positive regulation of cell-substrate adhesion. Lineage: Eukaryota; Metazoa; Chordata; Actinopteri; Batrachoidiformes; Batrachoididae. The record is from RefSeq and is a predicted model, not a curated record. Bases 224 to 2683 code for a protein of 819 amino acids.